This is a messenger RNA of Aspergillus pseudonomiae, 711 nucleotides long. Its product is annotated as BTB/POZ domain-containing protein. The transcript is spliced from 2 exons. Gene Ontology annotation, molecular function: protein binding. The record is from RefSeq and is a predicted model, not a curated record. Bases 1 to 711 code for a protein of 236 amino acids. Lineage: Eukaryota; Fungi; Ascomycota; Eurotiomycetes; Eurotiales; Aspergillaceae.
AUGACGACGGAAAACAGCGGCGCAUUUCACGAAUUCCUCGAAUCGGACGUCGUCUCCCUCCAAGCCCUCAACUCUAUGCGUGUGUUCAAGGUCCACAAGGCUCUUCUUGACGCCAAAUGCGAGGUUGUUGCUUCGGCAUUCAACAACAAUUUUACUGAGAGGCAAAGUGGAGUGUAUACCUUUUCUGAUACCUCGGAGGAUACUCUGGCGCGGUUCCUCGAAUGGGCUUAUCGAGGAGACUAUGCUGAGCCCGUCUCAAAGUGUUUGGACAAGACAACGGACAAAGAUAAGAAAGCGCAUGCUAGCGAUCAGCUAGAGAGGCUCAACCAUCCACUGGUGGCUCAUAUGGCACUUCUUAUCUUCAGCGAGGAGUAUGUCGUCCCAAAACUGAAAGAGUUUGUCUUUACCAAGAUCAAGGUGGCCAUCCAGGUCAUGAACAAACCACACACGGCGAACGAUCGCCUUGGUGUUAUCUCUCUACUGAAGCUUGCGUAUACGAAGACUCCUGCAAACAAGUCCUCGGCCAAACUUCAAGACUGGCUGGCGCAUUAUGCUGCAUUCAGUUUUGAGGAGCUCCGUUAUCAGUCUUCUUUCAAUGACGUCCUCAAGCAUUGUCCUGAGUUGGCUUCGAAAAUACUUAGCAGAUUGAACCCGGCCUACUGUCCUCCUUGGUCAGCUGAACCUGAAGGACUAAAUGGAGAUUGGCUUUGA